AUGGAACCGGUCUUCUGGGGGUCGUCUGCAGAUGGGACCAGUCUUCUGGGGGUCGUCUGCAGAUGGAACCGGUCUUCUGGGGGUUGUCUGCAGAUGGGACCAGUCUUUGUGGGGUCGUCUGCAGAUGGGACCAGUCUUCUGGGGGUCGUCUGCAGAUGGGACCAGUCUUCUGGGGGUCGUCUGCAGAUGGGACCAGUCUUCUGGGGGUCGUCUGCAGAUGGAACCGGUCUUCUGGGGGUUGUCUGCAGAUGGGACCAGUCUUUGUGGGGUCGUCUGCAGAUGGGACCAGUCUUCGUGGGGUUGUCUGCAGAUGGGACCAGUCUUCUGGGGGUCGUCUGCAGAUGGGACCAGUCUUCUGGGGGUCGUCUGCAGAUGGGACCAGUCUUCUGGGGGUCGUCUGCAGAUGGAACCGGUCUUCUGGGGGUUGUCUGCAGAUGGGACCAGUCUUUGUGGGGUCGUCUGCAGAUGGGACCAGUCUUCGUGGGGUUGUCUGCAGAUGGGACCAGUCUUCUGGGGGUCGUCUGCAGAUGGGACCAGUCUUCUGGGGGUCGUCUGCAGAUGGGACCAGUCUUCUGGGGGUCGUCUGCAGAUGGAACCGGAAUUCUGGGGGUCGUCUGCAGAUGGGACCGUUCUUCUGGGGGUUGUCUGCAGAUGGGACCGGUCUUCUGGGGGUUGUCUGCAGAUGGGACCAGUCUUUGUGGGGUCGUCUGCAGAUGGGACCAGUCUUCGUGGGGUUGUCUGCAGAUGGGACCAGUCUUCUGGGGGUCGUCUGCAGAUGGGACCAGUCUUCUGGGGGUCGUCUGCAGAUGGGACCAGUCUUCUGGGGGUUGUCUGCAGAUGGGACCGGUCUUCUGGGGGUUGUCUGCAGAUGGGACCAGUCUUCUGGGGGUCGUCUGCAGAUGGGACCAGUCUUCUGGGGGUCAGCCGGAGCACCGUGCCGUAGACCCCUGCCACAGUCCCACCAGGAAGUGCCGCAGUGAUGGAUCAGUCCUGGACGCAGACCGAUGCCGUGGACCUUCUCUGGAGCCGAGCGCUGUCCUUUUGUCCAGUCUGAUGGAUGCUGCGCCCGCCACGAUGGAUGAGGCCCGAGUGACAGGACGCCAUCUGUCAGAGCGGACCCCCAGAGCGGACCCCCAGCCGAGAGGUCUCCUGCCCCUCUGCUCAUCACUCACCGGCACUUUACUCAUCCAGCCCAUUAUUAUAAAGUCACUGCAGAACACGCGACGACAACUACAGGGGGUCUCGAUCCAACUACAGGGGGUCUACAGGGGGUCUCGAUCCAACACAGGGGGUCUCGAUCCAACUACAGGGGGUCUUGAUCCAACACAGGGGGUCUCGAUCCAGCUACAGGGGGUCUCGAUCCAACACAGGGGGUCUCGAUCCAACUACAGGGGGUCUCGAUCCAACUACAGGGGGUCUCGAUCCAACACAGGGGGUCUCGAUCCAACUACAGGGGGUCUCGAUCCAACUACAGGGGGUCUUGAUCCAACACAGGGGGUCUCGAUCCAGCUACAGGGGGUCUCGAUCCAACACAGGGGGUCUCGAUCCAACUACAGGGGGUCUCGAUCCAACUACAGGGGGUCUCGAUCCAACACAGGGGGUCUCGAUCCAACUACAGGGGGUCUCGAUCCAACACAGGGGGUCUCGAUCCAACACAGGGGGUCUCGAUCCAACUACAGGGGGUCUCGAUCCAACUACAGGGGGUCUCGAUCCAACACAGGGGGUCUCGAUCCAACUACAGGGGGUCUCGAUCCAACACAGGGGGUCUCGAUCCAACUACAGGGGGUCUCGAUCCAACUACAGGGGGUCUCGAUCCAACUACAGGGGGUCUCGAUCCAACUACAGGGGGUCUCGAUCCAACUACAGGGGGUCUCGAUCCAACACAGGGGGUCUCGAUCCAACUACAGGGGGUCUCGAUCCAACUACAGGGGGUCUCGAUCCAACUACAGGGGGUCUCGAUCCAACACAACUGAAUCUCACAUCCCCCACUCGCCGCCCGCCACUUUCUGCUCGCCGUCCGCCACUCGCCGUCCGCCACUCGCCGUCCGCCACUCGCCGUCCGCCACUCGCCGUCCGCCACUUGCCGCCCGCCACUUUCUGCUCGCCGUCCGCCACUCGCCGCCCGCCACUUUCUGCUCGCCGUCCGCCACUCGCCGUCCGCCACUCGCCGUCCGCCACUCGCCGUCCGCCACUCGCCGUCCGCCACUUGCCGCCCGCCACUUUCUGCUCGCCGCCCGCCACUCGCCGCCCGCCACUUUCUGCUCGCCGUCCGCCACUCGCCGUCCGCCACUCGCCGUCCGCCACUCGCCGUCCGCCACUCGCCGUCCGCUACUCGCCGUCCGCCACUCGCCGUCCGCCACUCGCCACUCGCCGUCCGCCACUCGCCGUCCGCCACUCGCCGUCCGCCACUCGCCGUCCGCCACUCGCCGUCCGCCACUCGCCGUCCGCCACUCGCCGUCCGCCACUCGCCGUCCGCCACUCGCCGUCCGCCACUCGCCGCCCGCCACUUUCUGCUCGCCGCCCGCCACUCGCCGCCCGCCACUUUCUGCUCGCCGUCCGCCACUCGCCGUCCGCCACUCGCCGUCCGCCACUCGCCGUCCGCCACUCGCCGUCCGCUACUCGCCGUCCGCCACUCGCCGUCCGCCACUCGCCGUCCGCCACUCGCCGUCCGCUACUCGCCGUCCGCCACUCGCCGUCCGCCACUCGCCGCCCGCCCACAGAACAGCUCCAUGUUGUGUGUCAGUUGGGCUCGGUUUGGACUGGCCCUGGAGUAGGAUGUUGAGAUCCAAUUACUUUACCCCGGACGGAAAACUCUCUCAGACUCCGUGGGUUCAGGUUAAAUAUGCUGCUUUUGUUGUUGUGAAAGUGUCGCUAAAAUGA
Knipowitschia caucasica is the source of this 2880-nucleotide messenger RNA. The record is from the annotation of a GenBank genome assembly. Lineage: Eukaryota; Metazoa; Chordata; Actinopteri; Gobiiformes; Gobiidae.